AGGGCUCAAGGGAUGCUAGCCAUCGAACUAAUAUGAGUGCCCUCUAACGCUUAUAGACAACCAAACUGUUUCUACGUGUUAUCGAGGAGUCUUUAAUUCUUCAAUAUCACAUUGAACGUGAAACCAGCCUCCUUGCUGGCACUACGACUAUCACUCCUACUGCUACCGGUACGACGAAGGUUUUUUCGCAUAAUAACCCACUGUCUCCACUACUGAACCUUCCGCUAUAUCUCAGAUUCUAGUUCGUUCACUGUUGCAGUGAAACUUGCCAGACUGCGCAGGCGUGAGGCUGGUUGGGCAAAUCUGAAAUGGCGCUUUCCCCCGUGUUUCAUCCCGAUCGGCCGAUCAGUGGAAACUGUAUACGAAUUACAGCAUGGAUUCUUCGCGCGUGGCUUGAACCACGCAUCCAUUUUGGAAUACCCUGAUUGUUUAUGGCUUCAGCCCCUUCCGAGAGUCUCAGACUCCUCCCGUUCUUCAGGUUUAGGUGCUGCCGAAAUGAAUGCAUGUCUGAUUUAUCUGGGUUUUGAAUUUCGAGAGUUCAAUAUCGACCCAGAGCAGAACUUGGCUGUGUACGUUUGUUGGGAACCUGGACCUGUUGGGCUACCUGAUAUAGAGGUUAUCAGACUGAGAAAAAUGUUUGAUAAUGCUCCACACCCGAUGGCCCGGUUCGAGACGCUUAGCACUCGCUCCAUACCUGACGGCCCAUGUGCAUAUCAAGUCAGCAUAUUCGGUGACUUUAUUGGCGUCAUGAUGCGGAACCUUCACGUUGCGAAUGGGGGCUUUUGGAUUUGGAACUGGAAAACAGGGAUAUGCCAAUGUGAAUUGUUAGAUCUUAGGAUAGAUUUCUUAUCACCACGACAUUUCAUCUUUUCCCGGAGCGAAGGAUCCGCUGCCUCGCUAGAAGUUUAUGCAUUUAGACCCUGCUAUUACGAAGGACUCCCAACCAGACCAUGCCUUCCAUCUCAGCAUGUCGCAACCUUCCAAUUGCCUCAGUUAUCCUCGUCGACUUAUCAUGGCCGCACUCUGUUGCGUUGCGAACCCAAUCCCGUUUUUGAAGCGCCAGAAUACGAGAUCUUAUCCCCACAGACAGACGGAUCCGUUCCAAAUGCAUCCUCUCCGUCCUCCAUUUCACCGGGUCCAGCCCCGAAUUCUCCCAAUCCGCCGAAACAAGCCUGGCCCACUAAUGGGCCAUUCGUCCGUCCUAGACAAGACGAUUUCAGAGUGGCUGUUGUCACACUUACUUUAGGCUCUGGGCGUUCCCCAGAUGAUUACAAAAUGUUUGUUGCUUUUUCCGAUAUCUAUCGCAUGACCAAACGGUUCGAGCAUGAUGCUUGGACGAGUAAGGAGACAUCAGAUGAUGAUUCCCGUGCCCACGCCCUUCCUGUCCAUGUCUCUUGGGAUGACUGGGGAUGCCGUUCUGCGCGCUUAUUGCAGAUCUCAACCGAGAGACUGUGGAUGUGCUGCAUUUUCAUGAACCGAUAUAUCUUUCGCACACUCGAGUACCAAACGUGGAUCAAAACAAAGGGGGGCGAAUUUCUAGCCUCUCGCUACCGUCUUCAGUUGCUAGAUUUUAACCCUUAUUCUGUCAGCGCUGGGUCCCUCGCUGGGAGGAGCGAAUUGCCGUGUCCAUGGGAUGGUUUGAGCGAGUUGGCUAUGCCAACUUUUUCCGAUAAACGAACCGGGAACGCAGACAUGAGUGGGCGUCCAGGUGAUGGUGAUGAGAGGCUCUCGGAAUCACAUUCCAGAUUUCGGGUCGGAUGUGGACUUCCGUACCGCCAUGUCACGAGUGGUAAAACAAUUCGAGAGCAGUUGUCGCCCAUGAUAGACGCAGAGAGGAUAUUACUCAUGGGUUAUUCUUCAUUACGUUCUGGCCACAGAGCUGGAAUAUGGAAGACACUAUUGAAGUCCUCAUCAUCUGAACUCCUGACGGGGGCCUUUCACGCCCUCGAUCCAUUGGUUUAG
Messenger RNA from Cantharellus anzutake, 1962 nucleotides. RefSeq lists its product as uncharacterized. NCBI's taxonomy places the organism in Eukaryota, Fungi, Basidiomycota, Agaricomycetes, Cantharellales, Hydnaceae. The transcript is spliced from 5 exons. The record is from RefSeq and is a predicted model, not a curated record. The coding region runs from base 496 to 1962 and encodes 488 amino acids.